Messenger RNA from Fusarium tjaetaba, 657 nucleotides. RefSeq names its product coatomer zeta chain. NCBI's taxonomy places the organism in Eukaryota, Fungi, Ascomycota, Sordariomycetes, Hypocreales, Nectriaceae. The coding region runs from base 1 to 657 and encodes 218 amino acids. Gene Ontology annotation, biological process: intracellular protein transport; retrograde vesicle-mediated transport, Golgi to endoplasmic reticulum; intra-Golgi vesicle-mediated transport. The record is from RefSeq and is a predicted model, not a curated record. The transcript has 2 exons. Gene Ontology annotation, cellular component: COPI vesicle coat.
AUGGCCCCUGGGAUGUCACUUUUCUCGGUUCAGGCCAUCCUGAUCCUCAGCACUGAAGAUGGGUCUCGGAUAUUCGCAAAGUACUUCCAGCCACCUCAUUCAGCACCUAAUGCUCCCACAAGCUUCUCAGCCAACCCCUACUCCGAUGUGAAGUCGCAAAAGGCUUUCGAGAAGGGUCUUAUCGACAAGACUGCCAAGCAGAAUGGCGAUAUCAUUCUUUACGAUAACCGAAUUGUGCUGUACAAGAUGGAGUCAGAUGUCAUGAUGUAUGUUGUUGGCAGUGUCGACGAGAACGAGAUUCUGCUAUACAACACCAUUCUCGCUCUGCGGGACUCCCUCCACAUCCUUUUCAAGUCAGUUCCUUUCUUUUUUGAGCCCGCGCAAACCAUUGAAGCACCGCUCACACAGUACUACAGACAAUCCGUUGACAAGAGGACAAUUGUCGAGAACUACGACCUUGUUUCGCUAGCUAUUGAUGAGAUUGUCGACGACGGCAUCAUUCUUGAGACUGAUCCUACUAUCAUCACCCAGCGCGUUAGUCGAGCACCCACUCAAGACAUGCCCGUUGGCCGCAUCGACCUUAGCGAACAGGGCGUCAACAACUUGGCGCAGCUAGGAAAGUCCAAACUGGCGGACUGGCUCCGUCAGGGUCUGUAG